Molecule: messenger RNA, 1416 nt
Organism: Arctia plantaginis
Lineage: Eukaryota; Metazoa; Arthropoda; Insecta; Lepidoptera; Erebidae
Source: the annotation of a GenBank genome assembly
AUGGUGUUAGAUAUAUUAAUUUUAUUAGUUCUCAGCGUGUCUGAGGUAUGGCUACGUUCACAACAACCGGUAAGUGAGCGAUUGUGGCGUGAGCGCUGCUCUAAACAUGACCUCGCCCUUAACGACUGCAAUUGGUGCCGUUGUGGCAGUAACCGGCAGUACGUCUGCUCUGCACGGGUCUGCUCAACAGUCGACAUGUUCGGACACUUUAAUGAUGCGAUUCAAUCCAUGGAUGUAGGCAUGCAAGGUCAUGGUGUCUGGCGCUCCAAAGGCACUGCCUGUGAGCCACGGGUACACUAUCAGAAGAACGAACUACUUUGUGUGUGCAAUGAGGACGGAAAAUGGCCGAACGCUGUCUGCCGAGACGUUUUCCAAGUUCUCCAUACCGUAAUUCCAACGAAAUAUACUUACGCUAAUAACCAGUCCUGUGUUCCUGGAAAUCUCUACCAAAUAGAUUGUAACGUUUGCCUUUGUGGAUCAAAGGCACAAAUCGACCCACAUGCAUGCACUAAAAGAAAUUGCGCUAAUGAUAUUUCUGUAACUGUAAAAGAUACGAAUGAUUCCAAUAAUUACGCAGUGGAUGAGAUCUAUGCAGUCUGCGAACGAGCAAAAACUUACCAAAUAGGCUGUAAAACUUGUAUCUGUUUACCAAACAACAGACUCCUUUGUGACAACUGCACCUCAAUAAACAAUGUUCCAAACAAAGUUCAACUAAAAGGAAACAAUAACGUCAAUAUUUGUUCUAAUAAAACACCCGGCAAGUAUUUCAGAAAAGACUGCAACAUUUGCUACUGUGACAAAAAAGAUGUACUAUACUGUACAGUUUUGAAAUGUUUAGAAAACGGUAAUGAUAAAAUAUCAGUACCUUCGACCGAAUUUGAAAGAGUAGAGCCCCCGGCAGACGACAACGAUUGCGUACCAGGUACAACUUAUAAAAGAGACUGCAACACUUGUCAUUGUUUCAAGUUUAAUAGUGCUAAAUACUUUGGGUGUACGUUGAAAACGUGUGCCGGAAGUAAAUCAGUCCGAAGUGAAGAUGGUUGUGUCGAAGGGACGAAAUACGAAAAGAAUUGUUUGAUUUGCGUCUGUGUAAAAGAAGAAGAUGAAGUAAAAGAAAUCUGCACUUUCAAUGAAGAGUGCAAAAUAGAAAAUAAACAUUCGAGAACAAGAGAAGAUGAAACCUCCUUAGAUCUUUUGCAUGGGUACUGCGAACCUUUACAUGUUUAUAAACAAGACUGUAACAAAUGCAGAUGUCUGUCCGAUGGUAAGACGGUGGCUUGUACAUCAAAAAUAUGUUUGCAGAAACAAGAGAUUCCUAAACCAAUGGUAGUAGAAUUUAUUCCAUUCAUUCAAAAGGGCAACGUGUGCCCAGAAGGGCACAGGUCAAUUAUCGAAAAUAUGAAGCUCAGAAGAUAG